Messenger RNA from Thamnophis elegans (Western terrestrial garter snake), 2212 nucleotides. RefSeq names its product tRNA aspartic acid methyltransferase 1 (gene TRDMT1). Gene Ontology annotation, molecular function: methyltransferase activity. The transcript is spliced from 11 exons. The record is from RefSeq and is a predicted model, not a curated record. NCBI's taxonomy places the organism in Eukaryota, Metazoa, Chordata, Lepidosauria, Squamata, Natricidae. The coding region runs from base 25 to 1230 and encodes 401 amino acids.
UUGCUUCUGCUGAAAGUGAGGAUCAUGGAGCCGCGGCUGCGAGUAUUGGAGUUGUACAGCGGGGUCGGAGGGAUGCACUAUGCGUUGAAGGCAAGUGAAAUACCUGCAGAAGUUGUGGCCGCAGUUGAUGUGAAUACGGUAGCCAAUGAAGUUUAUGCACACAAUUUUUCUACCACACCACUGUGGCCAAAAACAAUUGAGGGAAUCACACUGAAAGAACUCAACAGUUUAUCUUUUGAUAUGAUUUUGAUGAGUCCCCCUUGUCAGCCCUUUACAAGAAUUGGUCGACAAGGUGAUAUUUCUGACCCUAGGAGCAAAAGUUUUCUCCAUAUUUUAGAUAUUCUUCCAAAGCUUACAAGGCUGCCAAAGUAUUUACUUUUAGAAAAUGUCAAAGGUUUUGAAACAUCUUCUGCCAGGGAUGAACUUAUACGAACACUAAAAAAAUGUGGAUUUACAUAUCAAGAAUUUCUGUUGUCUCCAACUUGUAUUGGGAUUCCAAACUCAAGAUUGAGGUACUUCCUGAUUGCAAGACUCAAUUCAGAACCCUUUUCUUUUCUAGCACCUGGGAAGAUUUUGACUGAUUUCCCAAUCCAGGAAACAGGGAGUUCAAAGACAUGUAAGGUUGCUGCAACUGUGACAGAAGGUGGUUCUCAAGGACUUCUGAAAGACCCCAGUUCUUGUCAUGAUGCUAAUGACAAGCAGUGCCAGGAGAAGGGGCAGCUUCUGUAUAAACUUGAAACAGAGUCAGAAUUGGAAAGAAAACAGCAGUGGGACAACAAUUUGUCUUUACAGAUGCUCAAAAGUUUUCUCCAAGAUGACAGAGAAGAGCUGAGUCAGUACUUCUUACCAUUGAAGUCCUUGCUACGUUAUGCUCUCCUUUUAGAUAUUGUCAGACCCACUUGCAGAAGAUCUACAUGUUUCACAAAAGGGUAUGGACACUAUGUAGAAGGAACUGGUUCCGUCUUACAGAUGGCAGAAGAUAUUCAGCUUGAAUCUGUAUUUAAAUCCUUUGAUGAUUUGUCUGAAGAUGAAAAGCUUAAGAAUCUAUCAAUGCUUCAAUUGCGGUAUUUUACUCCGAGAGAAAUAGCAAAUCUGCAUGGAUUUCCCCCUGAAUUUGAUUUUCCUGAAAACAUUGCCAUAAAACAAUGUUACCGUCUACUUGGAAACAGCCUCAGCGUAUUUGUGGUUGCUAAAUUAAUCUCAUUUCUCGUUGACCCUAUCAAUAAGUGAUGAAUUGUUCAAGUGAACUUUCUGGAGACAUUACACUACACGGAUACAUCCAUACUAAUAUGGAUUUCUUUCUUGGAAGAGGAUUGAAUCUGAUUACUAUGGUAUAUUUGUGUGGAUGCUCAUAAUUGUUUAUAAAUAAAUAAUUGACAAAUGUGCACCUGUUUUACCUUUUAUGAAAAUUGAGGGUCUUACUGAAAGUCUUGUGUUAGUACCGUAUUUUCACGCAUAUAACCCGCGGGUAAUGUGCGUUUUUACCUACACAGCAUGCCCCCGCGGGGUAUAAAAGUGGGCGGGGUAUACGGAAAAUAUUUUACACAGAUUAACUAAAGGGAGAGCUUGGGACCACCACUUUCCUCGCGGCAGUGGGCUGGGAUGCAGAUCAGCGGGCGCCCUUUGCGCUGGCCUAAUGUUUUCCACCCUGACAGAAUACUAUUAUUUCUGAAAGGCAGCCUGUGAGUUUAGCGGAUGAACGGCAGAGGCGACGCUCCCGGGAUGCCGAGGGAGUUCGAGGAAUUGGGAGGCAGCUUUACCUCGGCUCCCCGUUCUCCAUCGGGGGCACGUGCAACCAGACUGGAAAGGGCUGGGGAGACUUGGCUCGGCGGCUCGGGCUCCUUUUCUCCCUUUUCCUGCUUGGGUUUUGGGACGCCUUCGUGAAAACCCCGCCCCUGGCUAUGGGCGAAGCGACCAGGAAGAAGCAGGAGGCGAGAGGAAGCACAGGCGGUGCUCGGCAGUCUGGAUUCUGCUUCGCCGCCAGUUCAGCAGCUCCUCGCCUUCUCCGGCUUGGAAGUCCGGCAGGAAGGGAAGGGGAGGUGGCGGCUGGCCUGAAAAUGGAGCCACAGCCACGCCACCACCGCCGCCGCCUUCCUGCCGGACUUCCAAGUUUUUCCACAAAAACUUAUUUGCAUAAAUCUUGACUGCUGAGAUGGUGGAAGGGACGGGAGGCAGGAACAGGCAGGAACGGAGGAGAAGGGAAAGUGCUGAG